Messenger RNA from Morchella importuna, 1344 nucleotides. RefSeq lists its product as uncharacterized. NCBI's taxonomy places the organism in Eukaryota, Fungi, Ascomycota, Pezizomycetes, Pezizales, Morchellaceae. Gene Ontology annotation, cellular component: oxoglutarate dehydrogenase complex. The coding region runs from base 1 to 1344 and encodes 447 amino acids. Gene Ontology annotation, biological process: tricarboxylic acid cycle. The record is from RefSeq and is a predicted model, not a curated record. The transcript has 8 exons. Gene Ontology annotation, molecular function: dihydrolipoyllysine-residue succinyltransferase activity.
AUGGCCUCAAGUAGCAGAAUGGCGCUUCGUCGCUUACCUCUUUCCGCCCGCAUCUCUAGCCCUGCGGUUCUCAGGACUGCUCCUCUGAAGAGCAUCUCCCAGGCUUCUGUACGCUCAUACUCUCGCCUUUCGCAGGCAUCAAACAGCGGUCUUUUGAGCGCCACCAGCAGGAAACCCCAGCAGUUCGUUGAAAUUGCGUCGUUCUACAAUGUCCAGACUCGUUCCUACGCCGACAAGGUCGUAAAGGUCCCUCAGAUGGCCGAGUCGAUAUCAGAAGGAACUCUGAAACAGUGGACAAAGAAGGUUGGCGACUUCGUUGAACAGGACGAGGAAAUCGCGACCAUCGAGACCGACAAGAUUGACGUAGCAGUCAACGCUCCCGAAGCCGGUACCAUUCUCGAGUUGUUUGCCCAGGAGGAGGAUACCGUCAUUGUUGGACAGGACUUGUUGAAGUUGGAGUUGGGUGGCGCACCCCCAGAAAAUGCUGAGAAGGAGGCCCCCGCAAAGGAAGAGCCUAAAGCCCCUGCCGAUUCAAAGCAGGAGCCUGGAUCAAAGGCUGCCCCCCCAAGGAGGAGCAAGGAGGAGCCAAAGCCAGCAUCACCAAAGCAACAGAGCUCAAACGAGCCAUUUGGUCAGCGUGAAGAGCGCCGUGUAAAAAUGAACCGCAUGCGUCUCAGGAUCGCUGAGCGCCUAAAGCAGUCUCAGAACACCGCCGCCUCGUUGACCACCUUCAACGAGGUUGAUAUGUCCGCCCUCAUGGACAUGCGCAAGAGCUACAAGGAUACCGUCCUUAAGAAGACUGGUGUCAAGCUCGGAUUCAUGUCCGCAUUCACCCACGCUUGUAUCCUUGCCAUGAAGGAUGUCCCGGCCGUUAACGCAUCCAUUGAGGGACCUAACGGAGGAGACACCAUCGUCUACAGGGACUACGUCGACGUUUCUGUCGCUGUUGCAACUGAGAAGGGUCUCGUUACCCCCGUUGUUAGGAACGCUGAGGGACUUGACUUCAUUGGUAUCGAGAAGGCGAUCGCUGAGCUUGGACAGAAGGCGAGGGACAAUAAGUUGACCAUUGAGGACAUGGCUGGUGGAACUUUCACCAUCAGCAACGGUGGUGUCUUUGGUUCGUUGAUGGGCACACCUAUCAUCAACUUGCCCCAGACUGCUGUGCUUGGUCUGCAUGCCAUCAAGGACAGGCCGGUUGCCGUUAACGGCAAGGUUGAGAUUAGACCUAUGAUGUACCUUGCCCUCACAUACGACCAUCGUCUCCUUGAUGGACGUGAAGCCGUGACAUUCUUGGUCAAGGUGAAGGAGUACAUUGAGGACCCUAGACGCAUGCUGUUGGCUUAG